This is a messenger RNA of Mya arenaria, 801 nucleotides long. RefSeq names its product receptor-type tyrosine-protein phosphatase epsilon-like. NCBI's taxonomy places the organism in Eukaryota, Metazoa, Mollusca, Bivalvia, Myida, Myidae. Gene Ontology annotation, biological process: protein dephosphorylation. Gene Ontology annotation, molecular function: protein tyrosine phosphatase activity. The record is from RefSeq and is a predicted model, not a curated record. The transcript is spliced from 7 exons. Bases 1 to 801 code for a protein of 266 amino acids.
AUGGAUGUGUUGUAUGAGGCAGGUAAAGCAUUGGGAACAGCUAACAUAUUUGAAUGUGUAAAGAAUCUGCGGGACCAGAGAGUCAAUAUGGUUCAAACUGCGGGCCAGUACAGAUACAUCCAUACGCUGGUUAAAGAGAUGCUAGUUUUGGCCAAUGAGCCUGUGUCGACAGAAAACUUUGCUGAGACAUAUACAAUUCAGGGAGAGGUAGAUGUGAUGAAACUGCAAGCACUUUACGAGGAUUACAUCAAUGACAAACGGUUUGUCAUAUCUCAGACUCCUUUGAAAACAACUGUUAUUGACUACCUAAGGCUAAUCCAUGAACACAACAUCCGUCUCGUGAUAGCCUUCGAUGACCAUGGAGACGAAAAAGUUGGUAGCUUUGUACCGACUGAUGACAGUCCUGUUGUGGCAGCCAAGUUCUUGGUCAAGAAAAUUUCAGAGACAACUCGGAGCUACUCGGUGAAAAGAACGUACAAGAUGGAGUAUAAGGAAACGUCUUCAAAUUUUGACCAUAUAACUUUUACGAAAUGGACACCUAAAGAAAGUGUACCUGCAAAUGUUGACCACAUGAUAACGCUUCUAAGCAAUGUAGAACGCGCUCUGCCCACACUUGGUGACACUCCUAUUCUUGUACAAUGCUUGAAUGGAGCCGAGAGGAGCGGCCUGUUUGUGGUACUCAUUAACAUAUUGGAGAGAUGUCGAAUGGAUGGAGAAGUGUCUAUUUUUCAGGUCAUCAGACAUCUUCGGACAAGGAGACACCAGAUUAUACCCAACUUUGCACAGUUUAUGUUCUGCUAA